AUGAACAGGUCUGCGCAUCUGGUCAUGGUCGAAGGCGUGUGCGUGCUCCUGACGAUGGUGGUCGCCAUCAACGGGUCAAUCAACGUCAUCUGGGACAGCGGGCUCGACUGGUUCUGGAUGUCUCUGCUGCUCUUUUUCAUCUCGCCUGCGCUGAAGGGGAGCUACAUCUGCCGCGCGCUCCGCCUGGCCGUGGUUUUCCACCCGAGGGCGAAGCGUGCCCUACCGUGGCUCAUCCCGGAGCGUAACUACAUGGCGGUGCUGCUCGUAGCAAGCGUGGGAAUGAUGGCAAUCCCCAUCUAUCAGGAGUACACCUUGGAGGUUUGGGAGAUCAUUCCGAAGCAGAUCACAAUCCUCACGACGAUGGCCCUGGUGUUCGCGGUGACGCUGGCCUGCAUUUAUCCCUUCAUCCGGAACGUUGACGAUCUCUUCAACAUCAGCAAGGAGCUCUUCUUGGUUACCGUGGCGAUCGUGUGCCUUGCAGGUGCAGUCGUGCAGAAGGCCACCGCGGAGUGGGGAGGGGUGUACGAGCAGAGAUGGCUUGGAAACAACAUUUCUUUCUUCAUCGCCGCUGUUCUCUUUGGCGUCAGUAUCGUGGACCCGCUGCGACGCCUAUCUUUGGAUCCUUUCGCAGCAACAAAGCGCAACUACGCCGAUCGGGUACUGCUCAGCCGCACGGAACCCGACAGCAAGAUAAGAACAGCGUCAGGGGUUUCGUCGGGAAGAAGCCGCGACUCCUCCAGGAUACGUGCCGACAGCGACGAGGAAGUCAGGCCCGAGGAAGGAGAUCUUGGAGGAGUCCCGGGCAAAGCCGAAACACCAACGGCAGGAGGAGAUGGUGACGUUGGCAACGUCGUCGCCUCGGCCGUCAUUGGGAACGAUGUGAUUACCACAUCCACCGCCGACACCAAUGGUGCUGUUGCUGCCGGUACGUGGAACGAGCGGGAACCAAUCAAUACCUCCGUUAUUACGAAGCAAUCGUCUUCCGUAUCCAACGACACAAGCAUCAGCGGCAACAGACGCGACGUCGCUCAGAGGGGGCAGAGGAAGAGGGGUAGCUUCCGCGGCCGCCGUGGUGGUGGUGGCGGUCGAGGCCGUCCGGAAAGAGAGAUGGAGGUGUGGAACUUCGAACGGCUUGCGAGGACGCCGCUGUUAGCCGUCGCGUUCGAGGACUAUUCCAAGAGGGCGCUUUGCCACGAGUCGGUGCUCUUUCUGACCGAGGUUUCUCGGUAUCAGCACGAAGACUACGCUACCCCGACUCAAGAUCCUACCCGGUCAUCUCCGAGCCAGUUCGGCACGUUCUGCUACAUCACAAACACCUUCAUUAAGGCCGGCUCGCCGGAGGAAGUGAACAUCAGCGACGCGGACAAGAAGCGGAUACUCGAGCUGUACCAGAAGGGCGAAGAGCACUUCGAGGACGUCAACGAGGAGGAGCGAAGGCUGGUUUUUGGACGAGCGUAUCUGGAGGUGAAGAGUAUGCUGGAAGCCAAUCUCCUCCGCCGCUUUCUGAACACGGACCGCUUCAAGAGCGUGAGGACGCAGAGGGAGAACGUCCAGACCAUGAUGGACUCCCCGCCCCUACAGGCGGGAGUAGCAGCUGCGUAGACGUGAGGACAUAUAGCUAGCUAGGCAGGCAUAACGAUACGGCCGGGGCAGGGUUCCUUGCUGGAUUUGGGGUAUGGCUACUGUAGACCAUGCUCGGAAAGGUCUUCUAUUUCACACUCACUCGUUCCCUUCCUCUGGUCUUUCAUAUCUUCAACAUUCACGCAGAAGCAGCCAGCCCCGGGUGAUAUUGAGCUAGGUGGCUCACGGUAUGGAACGAAAAGUGUUGCCAUCGAAAGAGGUCAACAUUCCACCCACUGGGCUGCAGGAGUGGCACCUACCCAAAACAUAUUGGUCGAGGGUGGCGCGAGUGAGGUGCUUGAAGUGUGUUGCUGGAAACGAGGCACGAUUUGUUCGGCGUCCCCCCCAGCUCUCGGUGAGGGGAGGGUAUUUGCCCCCAAGUGUUCCGAAAUGCCUUUGUGCGGUGCGGCAACGGUGGACCAACGAUAGGUAAAGUUGGAGUAACAUCGUGAGGUGGCAAAAUGGAUUUGGCCUAUUUUCGACUUUUGGAGGUUGUCGCGCCGGAUGACACGGUUUCACCUUAGGAGUGCACUAUACGUCAUUGAGUUUGAAUAUAAUGCGGAUGACGAAUAGUUAAGAAAACGUAGUAUUGAGGUGGAAUUGCAGGGGGUGGACCGCAGCAAGGGCAGGAAGUCGCACGGGCAAGUAGGUGGUAAGGUGUUUGCCUCGCCGCGACAAGAACAGAAUAAAGAUGUCAUUGUUUUCGCCUGUCUGUAUCGGACAUCUUCGCUGAUAUUGAUGGUUUGGGACGAGACUCGGCCAACCCGCCAAAUUAUGGUGUUCUGGCCUCGUUCGCUUUCUUGUUUUACCCUCGUGUGGCAAACAACAGAGCAGGACGGGGAUGAGGCGUACAAAAUCUUCGAGGAUAGCGGCGGAAGAUGUAGACUACGCUUGAGCCCCAGCCGCAUGGUCUUUUCGGCGGUUUGUUGCUAUUUUUUGUGUUGAUUCGCUAUCUCCGUGAUUUAGUUGUUGAUAAACAGGUGCUCCGGGGUGGGGGAAUUCAUGCGGCUGCAGCCUGUGUAAGUAGGCGUACAAUAUCUUGGUCCGCACUAGUAGCGUUGAUUACCACGUUUCACUGCUGCUAUCGAGCUGCGUGCGAUGCAAGUUCGUAAACGAGCACGGGGCCAAGGGGGAGAGGGAUGUGAAGAGAUCGGUGCAUCCCGAGGCUCCGUCGUUGCCACAAUACCGUUGUGGGAAAUUGUCAAUGUAUAGUCCAGCUGAUGCAGUUCAUAGAAGAAGCUGUAUUAGAAGCGUUCAAGGGUCUGCUCAUUUGUUGCUACUCGUUGGUUGCCAAAAUCGACGCGUUUGGGCAUUUGUUUUGCUAAAUGCGUGUGUAUGGUUGGUUUAGUUCGGUGAUGUGCUGUUUUGGGCUGUUACAUUUGCUCGGUGUACUAAGCCGGUCGCCCCAGUGUUCUAGUGGUAUCGUCGUAAACCGCUAGUCGCAGAGGUCGUGAGUUCGGAUCCCCAUGGUGUGAAAAGUUUACAAAAUUUGCGGGUGGAAGCGAAAUAUAGCUGGAAAGCUCUCGUGAGUACCACACUUCGACGUACGUUAGCACCGUUGACGGGGGAAAGGGACGGCUGGACCCUUCUCGCGAUAUAAAUAAAACUCAGCACGCACCGCGGGAGGAAGGUGGGGCAUGAUAAUAAAGGAAAAGAAGAAAAAAACCCUGGUGUUUACCCCCCGCUGUGUGACCCUGAAUAGUUGUAGUUGUACGAAAUAGGAGGGUUGUUUGUGCUUGUUGUGCUGUACAAUCAUGGCAAGCCUUGAUGCUCAAGUCUUACGAGGAGUCCUCGUCUUCUAUCCGGAGAAUGCCCUACCUAGCCUCUCCCGUGACCCCGCUCACGGGUGCCAGAUCUUGUCAGAAGAAGCGCUUCUUUGUUUUUCAUCUUCCGCCUCUUUUCAUUGGUGAUCGGUUAGCGCGGUCGAUGCUGAAUGAAGAUAAAUAUCGCCAGCACAAACUCCUUGCUGUUGCAAAUGUGUUUGUCGCCGAGUUGUGUGGUGAUGAGCAGUACCUGAAAGUGAACCCUCCACCUUUGGUCACUCCCCAUGAGUCAUGACCCACAACCAAUGGACAGUCCUGUCGAAUUUUCUCCUUUCUCUUAGGGGGCUCUCUUUGGCCUCGUUAAAGUGAACGCACAACAACAAGGCUCUGGCCGUUCCGGGACCGGAGCUGUCUCACUCCAACCCUCACACCCUCCUUCCCCUCCUCGCGUCACGCGUCCGAUGGUAACAAAUGAUGCACAGCAGGAAAAAACGUCCGUAAAUCGAUACCCAUAGUCUUAACACCAACGAUGACAAUCGACACCGCAACACGCGCACGCAUCCGUUGAGAGUCUCUGUUCGACGCCAUAAACCGACGGCGACGAACGUAGCCAGGCAUGUCUAUACCUAACACAACCGAUAGCACUCUACUACAAGGAGGGCUGCGCCCCGAUGAUACCGAUAUCGAGGGAGUGUCUCGAGCCGCAUGUAUAGACUAAUGCGUCAUCCCAUGGUGGCAGUCAGUGUGUCUCUCUGCCAUGCACAUCUCAGCCGUGCACAUGCCGAUGCAACAACUAGACAUUAGGCGCUACUGGAAGUACAGCAGAAAUAAUUACUUCGAAGUCUACCAUGUGGAACACACCACCAACGAUCAUUGUUGGUCUUCCUACGACUGAAAUAGUCUACGUGUGUUCUACCCACAGGCAAACAAAGGCGACAAAUUCUGCUCGCACCGAUGGGUGCGAUAGGCAUGCGCGAGGGGGCACGGGGAUGAACGUGACGCUGCCUCAUGGAGGUGCCUAUGGCAUAAGAGAGAACGGACCAGCUUUAGCCAAGGGACAAGGGACAACAAACUCUCGACAUAAUUAAGAGGUACUUUAAAUACCUUAAACCGACGUAACUUGACAGACAUACAUUCGCGUUUCCAGCGUUUGCGAAGGGCUAACUGGUGACCCAAUAAACGAACGGACUUGAUACGGUGAGGAAAAACGCUGCAGUAACAACGUUGGUCCCUCGUCGUCCGCCUUCUCCUAACCCAUACAAGUAACCAAAACUUGCACUAUUCAGUCGUUCCGUGAAUUCAGACACAAGUCGGCGACACUAGCGGUACAAUUUUACACACAUACACACAAGAGAUGAGCACAGCACGUGAUGCGCGCGUGUAGUAGAGUCCCAAGGAAAUAACGCGAUGCAACGAACAC
Molecule: messenger RNA, 4803 nt
Organism: Ectocarpus sp. CCAP 1310/34
Lineage: Eukaryota; Phaeophyceae; Ectocarpales; Ectocarpaceae
Source: the annotation of a GenBank genome assembly